This is a messenger RNA of Camelina sativa (false flax), 892 nucleotides long. RefSeq names its product acetyltransferase At1g77540. The record is from RefSeq and is a predicted model, not a curated record. NCBI's taxonomy places the organism in Eukaryota, Viridiplantae, Streptophyta, Magnoliopsida, Brassicales, Brassicaceae.
UUGAAAGGAUCUGAUUUUUUAAAAGAGCAAGGUCCAAAAUUUUCAAUCCGCCAUUGAGCUAACCUCGAGAUUGUCUCCACCUUCGUGUCCCCCAUCCACUCUCUCUCUCUCUCUCUCUCAAGUUUUGACUUCCUUUCUCUCUCAACUCUUUUACUUCACGCCAAAAUAACACGACGAAGCAAGCAACAACUACACACUCAGGUGCCUCCAUCGCUUGCCAAGUGUACGACGAUGUUGCGUUUUUUAAUUCUUCAAACCCGGUUCGCUCCGGUUUAGUUUAGUAACCAAAUUAGAAAUUGGAAAGAGACGACGAAACGAGUUAGAGAGUGAUCAGAUAAAAAAAAAAAUGGCGACGAAGGAGAAACCGAAGAUCGUGUGGAACGAAGGGAGGCAUAGAUUCGAGACGGAGGAUCACGAAGCUUUCAUAGAAUACAAGAUGAAGAACGAAGGUAGUAAAGUCAUCAUGGAUCUGGUUCGAACCUUUGUACCGCCGUCAAAAGCAGGAUUAGGUUUGGCUUCGCUUCUCUGCGUUGCCGCCUUUGAACACGCCUCCGAACACUCUUUCUCCAUCGUCCCCACUUGCUCUUACGUCUCCGAUACGUUUCUUCCUCGAAACCCAUCGUCGAAGCAUCUGGUUCACUCAGAGGAUUCCAAGACCAUCAAGUCUAGCAUCUGAUCUCAUCAAGUCUUCGCUUCUUCUACUUAAAAAGCCUUUGGUGUAAUAAAACUUAAAACACUUCAGCAGGUUACAUUAUUAUAAAAGCUUACUUCAUGUCUCUGUAACAACAAAAAUCCCGGUAUGUAUUGUAUUUUUUCACAAUUCGACAGCAACAAAACACUAAUGUCGUCAUCAUUAUAAAAAUAAAACGUGACAAAAAAACAUUAUUCUAUA